GAAGCGGAAGAUCCUGCUGGGUCUCGGCCGGCAAAGAUCCGGAAGCUGGCGCUGUCAGUCCAGACGUUCGUGGAGAAGGCGGAGGUCGGCGGGUCGCAGAACAGCAAUAGCCGGGUAUCGGGGGAUCACUCGGGGUCUGGAGGUAGAGGGAAGAGCCGGAAGGAGCUGAGGAAGGAGAAGCGCCUGUCCAAGAAGCUGAGAAGGAAGGAGUAUUAUCAGAGGAGGUAUGUGGGCGCCCAGCCCGCAGAGGAGGCUCCACAGAAGGACAAGGAUCCACAGAAGGACAAGGCUCCCCGGACACCCCCAGUCCAGAGAGCAGAGGCUGGAGGACAGGACAGGCAGAGUCCAGCUGGGGGGAGGCCGAAGGCAGAGGCCAGGAAGAGAAGGAAGAAGAUGAGCAGAGAGGAGGCCAGGAGGAAGGCUCUGCUGGAGGCCAAUGAGAAGGAGGAGAAGGAGAUCCGGAAGCUGGAGAGAAGUCUGAGGAUGAAUAAGAGGAAGAAUAAGAGUUCCCUGCCCCAGGCUUUCACUCAGGAUGGUCUGGAUUACAUCCUGGGGGUGCUGGAGCCGGGGAGCUCUGUGUCUGGGCUUUACGGUGAGGAGGAGGAGGAGGAGGAGGACACUGUUCAGAAGAUCUGGGGACUAUCUGAUCAUCCCCUCCAAAAAGAUUCAGAGGAUGAAAGUGGGGGGAGUGAGGAGGAGGAAGAUAAGGAUGGACUGGAAGAAAGUGAGAGUGGUGCGGAGGAGGAAGGUGAGGAUGAUAAUUCUCUGGAGGAGCACAGUGAGGAUGAUGAUGGUGUGGGUCAGGAAUCGGAGGUGGAGGAUGAAGAAGAUCAGUCUAAAGAGACAUUACGACAUGAUCCAGACGGUGGAGAUGAGGAGGACGCUGCUGUUGCCAACAAGAACUCCAAAGAUGUGGGCAGUAAGUAUGUCCCUCCCCAACUAAGACAGUCCUCUGAAGCUGUGGAUGCUAAGAAGAGGGAAGAACUGGAGAGGUUGAAGAAGAGUGUGAAAGGAUUGAUGAACAGACUGAGUGAACCAAACAUGGCCUCUAUCAGCGGACAGCUUGAGGAACUGUACAUGACCAACAGUAGAAAGGACAUGAAUGAUACUGUAACCAGCAUUCUCUGCAAUGCUUGUAUUACUCCGGCCAGAAUGCAAGACCGACUGAUGAUGGAACACGUGCUUCUUAUUGCUAUACUGCAUCAUACAGUGGGGAUUGAGGUGGGUGCUCAUAUCCUGGAAUCAGUAGUAAAGCAGUUUCAUGACCUGCAUCAAGACAUUGGUGAAAGUAAAGAGUGUGAUAACCUGCUCACCUUCAUAGGACACCUAUAUAACUUCCACGUCAUUGACUCUCGCCUGGUGUUCGACAUAUUGAAGAUGCUGGUGUUCACAUUCACAGAGAGGGACAUAGAGCUGAUCUUGCUGCUUCUAAAAAACGUUGGCUUCUCGUUGAGAAAGGAUGAUGCUCUGGCUUUGAAGGAGCUGAUAACGGAGGCACAAAACAAGGCAAAUGCUGUGGAUAAGCAAUUCCAAGAUCAGACUCGGAUUAAGUUUAUGUUGGAGACGAUGCUUGCAUUAAAGAACAAUGAUAUGCGCAAGAUACCAGGCUAUGACCCUGAACCUGUGGAGAAACUGCGUAAAUUACAGCGCUCUUUGGUUCACAGCAGUCUGUCUGGCAGCGACACUCGCCUCCGUGUUUCACUGGAGAACCUCUUGGAAGCUGACAAAGUUGGAAGGUGGUGGAUUGUUGGGUCAUCGUGGAGCGGAGCACCAAUGAUCAAUGAGUCUUCAGGGAAGGUGCCGGCAAAGUCUGUUGGCAAGGUCAGUGCGAAGAUCAUGGAACUAGCCCGCAAGCAGCGAAUGAACACAGACAUCAGGAGGAACAUCUUCUGUGUUAUCAUGACAAGUGAAGACUAUCUGGAUGCUUUUGAGAAGUUACUUAAGCUAGGCUUGAAAGAUCAUCAAGAGAGAGAGAUUGUUCAUGUCCUUAUAGACUGCUGUCUGCAGGAAAAGCUCUACAACCCCUUCUACUCCUUUCUUGCCAGCAAGUUUUGUGAAUAUGACAGGAGGUUUCAGAUGACAUUUCAGUUUAGUAUGUGGGAUAAAUUCCGGGAUUUAGGAAAUCUGUCAACAGCCACAUUCUCUAAUCUCAUCCAGCUCCUGAGUCACCUGAUUAAAAAGAAAUCUCUUCCGCUCUCUAUUUUUUAAGGUCAUAGAGUUCAGUGAGCUGGAUAAAACAAAAGUCUCUUUCCUGCGUCAGAUUCUAAGCAGAAUACUGGUGGAUGCUGAAGUUGAUGAUCUUGCUGUGAUCUUUGGAAAAAUCUCUGACAAUCCCAAGCUUGGAAUGCUGCGUGAAGGCUUAAAACUCUUCAUUUCCCAUUUCCUGCUGAAGAACAUCCAGAAGAGCACAGAGGAAGUCGAGCUGCUACGGCAGAAAGCAGAUGUAGCUGUCAAAGCCCUGCAGGCAAAGGAUAACAAACUGCAAUUAUAG
Staurois parvus is the source of this 2491-nucleotide messenger RNA. The record is from the annotation of a GenBank genome assembly. NCBI's taxonomy places the organism in Eukaryota, Metazoa, Chordata, Amphibia, Anura, Ranidae.